Messenger RNA from Talaromyces rugulosus, 600 nucleotides. RefSeq lists its product as uncharacterized. Bases 1 to 600 code for a protein of 199 amino acids. Lineage: Eukaryota; Fungi; Ascomycota; Eurotiomycetes; Eurotiales; Trichocomaceae. The record is from RefSeq and is a predicted model, not a curated record. Gene Ontology annotation, cellular component: mitochondrion. The transcript has a single exon.
AUGGAAUCCGACGAAUGCAGAUUUCUCGUCAGCAAGGUGAGGGAGGAUAUCUGGGUCGAUAAAGUGAAUGAAGCACGGCUACAAGGUAACGCCUUGUGCAAAUGGGCAUCUACCUUCCAUCCAGAUCGAAGCGGUUGUAAACUUGAAGGUGGUUUUCUAAAUGGCUCCUACAAUGUCUCCCAAAAGAUCGUCUUUGAGGAUAGCUGUCAGUGGAUGAUCCGGUUCCCUCGUGUUAGCACGAUCCAUGACGACUAUGCAGACGAGAAGGUUAGAAUAGAGGUCGAGACAAUGAGUAUAAUUGGUGAAAGAACCACCAUUCCGGUCCCAAAGGUUCAUGCUUGGGGAAUUGCGUCCGACAACCCUCUUCAUCUAGGCCCAUUCAUCAUGAUGGAUUAUAUCUGUGGAGAAAGCCUUCACUCUAUUCUUACACCCCCUCAUACGCGACUGAUAAGAGAAGACAUCAAUAAUAAUAAUAUCGAAUACAUUUACAAGCAGAUAGCCAAUAUUUUCCUCCAGAUAUUCAGUUUGGAUUUUAAUCACAUUAGCAGUUUACUACCAAUAAAAACCGGUGGUACUGUUCCAGUACGCCCUCUAACAUAG